GGCAGGCACCCCCUCUCCGCCAGCCCCAGACGACACAGCCCCGCAGGGUCCGAAUGCGAAGCGGGGGAUGACCCUGGCUGCCCCUACAGCCCCUGGCUGUCCUUACAAGGCUACCCCGGAAGCCGCCGCUCCCGCCGCGUUACACAGUUCCUGCUCCGGGGCCUGCAGACAGGAGCGGCACGCGGGGGCUGAGCGUAGCCGGGGGAACUUGCCCUGUGGCCGGCCCCAGAGAGGCGCUGCUGCUGCUGCAGUUUCGGGGACACGAUGCAGGAUCCCAAUGCGGAUACAGAAUGGAAUGACAUUUUGCGUAAGAAGGGCAUCCUCCCUUCCAAGGAAAAGCCAAAAGAGCAAGAGGAGGCGGUAGAGGAGCAGGAGCAGCAGAGACUUCAGCAGAAGUCUGUUGUGAAAACAUAUGAAGACAUGACUUUGGAGGAGCUAGAAGAAAAUGAAGACGAGUUUAAUGAGGAAGAUGAGCAAGCUAUCAAAAUGUACAGACAGCAAAGGAUAGCAGAAUGGAAAGCAACUCAAAUAAAGAACAAAUUUGGGGAAAUUCUGGAGAUUUCAGGACAGGAUUAUGUUCAGGAAGUUACCAAAGCUGGCAAGGGUAUAUGGGUAAUCCUGCAUCUUUACAAACAAGGAAUUCCCCUCUGUACCUUAAUAAAUCAGCAUUUGAGUGGACUUGCCAGGAAGUUCCCAGAUGUCAAAUUUAUCAAAGCCAUUUCUACAACCUGCAUACCCAACUACCCUGAUAGGAACCUACCUACAAUUUUUACGUACCUUGAAGGAGAUAUCAAGGCCCAGUUUGUUGGGCCCCUGGUGUUUGGUGGCAUGAACCUGACAAGAGACGAACUGGAGUGGAAGAUUUCAGAGUCGGGUGCCAUCAAGACAGAUCUAGAGGAAAACCCCAAGAAACAGAUCCAGGACCAGUUGAUAUCCUCAGUCAGGAGCUCUGUUCCAACAAGGAGGGACAGCGACUCUGAAGAGGAUUAAUUCCUAUACCAACGUGUAAGAUUGAUACAGUACAUUUUCAGCCAAAGCUCAUAUCCAAUAUACUGGACGAAACCCAGCUGUGACACCUUAAUCUUUCCACUGAGGGCUCUGUAUUACGGAAGAAUAGAUUUUCAAGAUAGCAGUUUUAUUAGCAAUUUCAAGCUUUUUAUCUGUUACAACUUUGUUUAAAAUCCAGAACAGUUUGAAAGACUUUUAUAAAUGGAGACACAGUAAAUCUUACCCCGCGUUUUGAAAAAUAGUUAUAGUAGGAAGAGUGAUCCUUUUUCCUCUUCUUUUGGUAAAUCUUUGUGACAGAGAGAGAGGCUUACAAGUUUAAGUACCAAAUGGACUGGUACAUAGUGUAUUGAUUUUAAGUAACUUAUAUUCAUGUAAAUAAAUUAUACAUAUCUAAGUUACAAUGCACCAUUUAUUGCAACAUUGCAGUAAGUUCGGGCUUCAGAGUCCUUUUGUUAGCCUGUUGUUUAUCACGAUGUCUAUUCUGGGCAUUGAGAGAGGCAAGCUUGCCUCCAGGACAGUCUCUGAUCUGUAGAAUACUCAGUUGACUAAGGCUAUAACUUUAUCAAAUUAGUGUAACUACCAAACUGGUGCCUCUUAUUCACAAUGGAAGUGAUGUUAAGAGUUACCAUUUUUUUUAUAUUAAAGUAAAAACUUUGCAUUCCAGCGUCUGCUACAAAUACUACUUGUUAAACUAGGAAGCCCUUGGAGUAGGAAAGAAAAAGUUAAAAUGCCAUCCUAAUUAUAGAUGUUUUGAAACUUAAGAAAGCUGCAUGGCUGUUUCAGAUUGGGCUUGCUGUCCACCUACACUUCUCAUUUGUCUACAUGUGUAUGCUAAUAAGCUGCACAUGACUAUGCUAACAAGCUGACCCAAAGACCUUUUGUUAUGUCGCUGAUGGAUUCUGUGGGAGUAUAGAAUUUAGCAUUUAAUAAGUAUAAAUCCUUUUGCUUUGCAUUGCAUUGAGAUUAGCCUCCAGAAGCUUUCAUCUUGGCUUCUUCAGCUUGAACCCUCUAUCUGAAUCAGUGGAACUUAUUUUAGUUCUGCUAUUUUAAAUAAAUUACAUAUUAGGUUGUAAGAUCUUGGUGCAGGGACUGUCUUCCUGUGGGGUUGAAUAGUGUCUAACUCAAGGGGACUCUGAUCUUUUGGUGCUACAAAUAAAGAACAAAGAUAUAAAAUUGCUCUUGGUCUCAAUAUUACCCGUGCAUUGUUGGGGUAUGGCCCCCUUCUUGUAUUAUAAAAGGUGAUUAGAAGUUCCUGAUUUACUUGUUUAAAAUUCCAACAUUAUCAGUUUUCACCCAAUUGAGUGAUCUGAUUGAACAUAAAAACUCAGUUGUAGAUUAAGCUUGUCUAUGCAAACAAACUUCUAUUAACACAAACACUGAAAUACUUCUCCUUGUAUCAGAUUAUUUGAGACCCGUCUGUGUACUUGACUGUUUUGUCUUUGCAUAUCUGGAGCAAUUCUUCUUACACCUUGUAUAGCACAGACAGGAUCUGUAUGUUGGAGAGAAAUUCUUCCAGUGUGUAUUGAAGAGCUUUGGUGCAUAAGUAUAAAUGUUGAUUGUGCAUCGUAUUUGAAAAGGGGAGUGGGAGGGUUUUAUAAAUGUCCAUCUGAAGUAAUAAAACAGCAGUAUACACAACA
Molecule: messenger RNA, 2645 nt
Organism: Malaclemys terrapin pileata
Lineage: Eukaryota; Metazoa; Chordata; Testudines; Emydidae
Gene: PDCL3
Product: phosducin like 3
Exons: 6
Coding region: 265-990 (241 amino acids)
Biological process (GO): protein folding; angiogenesis; positive regulation of gene expression
Cellular component (GO): cytoplasm
Source: RefSeq, a predicted model, not a curated record